Zalophus californianus (California sea lion) is the source of this 6770-nucleotide messenger RNA. RefSeq names its product ras homolog family member J (gene RHOJ). The record is from RefSeq and is a predicted model, not a curated record. Gene Ontology annotation, molecular function: GTPase activity; GTP binding. NCBI's taxonomy places the organism in Eukaryota, Metazoa, Chordata, Mammalia, Carnivora, Otariidae. Gene Ontology annotation, biological process: small GTPase-mediated signal transduction. Bases 472 to 1182 code for a protein of 236 amino acids. The transcript is spliced from 5 exons.
UUGCAGCCUUCCUCAGCCUACUGAUCCUAAUAUGGAAUGCAGCAGGAAACCCAUGAUUUCCUGGUACUCGGCAAGCUGGAGGAAGCAAGGGGAAAACUCCAUUAAAAAGCCCAGCUUCCCUCCAUGUUAGAUGUGAAGUGGAAAAAGGGGAAGAUUUAGCAGAAUUCUACCGUGUCUUCUAGCCAGGCUGGAGAGGGAAAGAGCACAGCGGAAACCCUCAGGCUGUUGAAAUUUCUAGACUGCCACGCAGCCCCUAGAAUUCGGAGAAAAAAUGAGGGUUUCUUAACUCAAACUAGAGGGAAAAGGGACAGAUGCUUUUAAUCAUUCUCCCAAAUGUGUGCUACCUUUCCUGACCAGUAUGGUAAGUGCGAGGGCAUGUGCCGGCUGCCUGGGACAAGUCCGUGUGAUCCCAGGCGCCCUAAGUAAGGCAGGGUGAUCUCGAGCCCGCCGCUCGCCCGCUUCCCGCGCUCCAUGGGCUUCGGGAGAAGCAGGAGAAGCCACAGCAGCUGCCCGGUGCCGGCAGCUGGAGCCGCCGCGAUGAGCUGCACCGAGCGCGGUGACAGGCGCUGCGGCUGCGGGGGCACGGAGGAGAAGAAGAUGCUCAAGUGUGUGGUGGUGGGAGACGGCGCCGUGGGGAAAACCUGCCUGCUGAUGAGCUACGCCAACGACGCCUUCCCAGAGGAGUAUGUGCCCACUGUGUUUGACCACUAUGCAGUUACUGUGACAGUGGGAGGCAAGCAGCACUUGCUUGGACUAUAUGACACCGCCGGACAGGAGGACUACAACCAGCUGAGGCCGCUCUCCUACCCCAACACCGAUGUGUUUUUGAUCUGCUUCUCUGUUGUGAAUCCUGCCUCUUACCACAACGUCCAGGAGGAAUGGGUUCCAGAGCUGAAGGACUGCAUGCCUCAUGUGCCUUACGUCCUCAUAGGGACCCAGAUUGAUCUCCGCGAUGACCCCAAAACCUUGGCCCGUUUGCUGUAUAUGAAAGAGAAACCUCUCACUUAUGAGCAUGGUGUGAAGCUUGCAAAAGCGAUCGGAGCACAGUGCUACUUGGAAUGUUCGGCCCUAACUCAGAAAGGUCUCAAAGCGGUUUUUGAUGAAGCAAUCCUCACCAUUUUCCACCCCAAGAAAAAGAAGAAACGCUGCUCUGAGUGUCAAAGCUGCUGUUCAAUUAUCUGAGGCUGCUGGGAGGCCGGCCCCCACCCACCUAAGGGUGAGAGGGGCGCCGACCUCUGAGACCAAGCUCAACCACGAAGGAGGGCGAGACCAGAGAAGUCCCUUUGCACGGAGCCUUGCUCCUCCACUCCGGGAGCCCCCACCGCCACCCGCAAGCACAGCACACAGCUGCCACGUCCCCCCUACCAGCCCGAAGCGUCCACAUUGCACAAUCUGUGAGAAUGCUGAGCCCACCGGAGGUCACCCAGCGCCGCUGCUGACCAUGUUGCAAACGAAGGCAAAGACCAUGUUGCGUUUUGCGCCUCCCCUCCACGAACGUGAAGCUGAUGAUAGGAAGCCAUCCCCAAGAAAUCGGAAGAGGAACUCGGUUCCUGUAUUGGUGGCCUUACCCCGUGUCUUCUACAAAACACAGGAAUACUAUACUAACUUUGUUUUCUGAAUCUGUUGUUCGACCUAUGUGUCUUGCAUUUAUUUGUAUUAUUUUAAGAAAUGUACUAAUUUACCAAUUUACUCAGGCCUUACAAGUCCAUACCAAAUUAGCCUAAAGACAAAAUAUUUUUUAUUCAUUUCCAUUUUCAGCUUGUUUCUACCAAAGCUAUUAGAACCAGCACUUACCUCUGAAUGCCUGACUGUAAGAAGAAAACAAGAAAAUGUUACAACUUUUGGAAAUUUACAAAGCCAAGAUUUUUGAACCUGGUUGAAAGAGAAACACCACCUGAAUUGUUUCCAGGCCACACUUGUGCCAAAGAUUCACCCCGGAAAUGCUUUCGCUGAUGGGUAGCCUUAUUUUUCUCCUAUAUUUAUAUUGUCAUGGCAAAUUACAAAUGAACUAUGUUCAAGAAAGUAGUACUUCUGCUUUUUAAUCAAACUGAUUGGGGGAGAAUAUGGCAGACCUAGGUUUUAAAAUAUUCUUUAUUCAGCAAAGUGAACUUCCCUGCUCCCUCCCUUCCCGGGCUCAUGCCCUUUUCCUCCCUUAAUUUCACUUUCUCCCUUGCCCAACAGUAACCUGAUCUAAAAGAAAGACCUGGCCAUGGGGCAUGAAAAAGUAAAUGUUUAAAAGUCCCCAAAGGUUAAGCAAAGUGUUUCCAUAUUUCCACUUGCUUCAACCUGAAGGGUUUCUCAGCUUGGCCCACGUCUGCUCCCACUUCUGUUUAAAUGACAUUUUCCAAGUGCAGCUGGUACUAAUACAUUGCCUCUCCCGAUUUCCUACACUCAUUGUCCCAAAUGUGCAUUUAGGGGACGGAUCUGUGGGUACCAAGCUCUGAAUCUGUUUAUCCCCUGCUUUCAAAAUGCUGUGUUCUGUAGAACAGGACCUUCGGUCUCAGAAAGUAAAAGCCCCCAGUAAAGAAUGAUGUGCCCUUUCUAUAUGCCUCUUCCAAACAGCCAGGGAUUCUUGUAUCAAGAGUGAAUUAUUUCCUAGCUUUUAAUUAGAGACGAUAAAGUCUCCUAAUUAGUCUUACUUGUUUACAAUUACCCGGGAAACACCCAGGUAGGCACUUUACUUUUUAUUUCAAUUGCAUAAGCCAAGUGCCUCUUUGCAGCAUCAAAUUACACCGAUUUUAGCAUAACAAUUUCCGGAUUCACACUCCUUCUGUUGGAAAAAUCCAGUCUUUGUAGUCCCUUCUGCUCCUGGAGGAAGCCCAUAAAAAAGAAACAUAUGAUGUGGGUCUUUUCUGUUAAGACCUUCCAUGACAUCCCCUCAGUUGUUUGGGUUUGUUUGUUUGUUUGUUUGUUUGUUUAGAAUUUCUGAAAUAAGUUUUCCCUUCUUCCACGUUUCAAGACCUAUUUCCCUGCUCUCCCAUCUAGUCGCUAAACAUUUUCUUAAACACGCACUUACACGCGCAUACACAGACACACACACACACACCCCCCAAACUAAAAGAAAACGGGAGUUUUGUAAGUCAAAGCUUGACAUUUAGAGACAACUAGGACUUUCUUCCUCUGUAAAUGGAAAUCAACCGUGCAUAAACUAUAACUCUGCAGAGGUUAUGGAUUCAUUCUUUAUAAACAAUAAUGAGCAUUUAGCCCUGUAAUAAAUGAAAUGCUGUGUUAGCCAGCUUUGUUGCAUUAUUACAUAAUUACAUCUUACUAAAGGGCCAUUCCUCACUUCUCAUUAAUGUGGAUGAAAAAGUCAGAGCUGUAUGUUUGCUCCACCAAGGAGGAUUUUCCAGAUGUGUGCAUCCAAUAGGCAUAUGGUUCCCCAGACCAUCACCCCCCUACUGGAUCACAGGGAUUAACUUGUUCACAGUGAGAAGAUCAUCCUCUCACCUAGAACCAGAACCUGAAGAGAGACUGUUACUGUCUGGGUGGAGAGGCUCCUAAAGGUCAUAGGAGCUCAUUAUUAAAUAAAAUAAUGAAGAACAAAAUGACCUAAAUGAGUUAAUGUCAUUCCACCAAAUUAACUAUCUAUUCCCUGUUUCAUGGGAAGAGGUAGUUCAUUUCACUAAAAAGUGUUUCCUCCCAUAAGAUUAAACAAAACUAUAUUCUGAAGCCAAAGAUCAGAAGAGAUUUGAAAGAAGGAUCUGAAGAAGAAUCCUUGACCCUUGGCCAUCUGCCAAAGUCAAGAAGGGGCAGCCAAUCUCCACUGGAGGGUAGAAUCUUAGCUUUUCAAAGUUAGAAGAGGCCCCAAAAAAUAUAGUCUAACUCCCUCAUUCUACAAAUAAGGAAACUCAAGUCUGGAUGGGUCAAAAGAAAUGUGUUGUGCAGAGCUGGAACAGACCUCAGCCAUUCUGCUUCUCAUCCACAGCCCUGAACUCCACACUGUAAUCUGUUCAUUAUCACAGAUACUAAGUUAUAGUUUUGCAGGUGUAUUAUUGGAGUUGCAUUUGUUCAUCCUACAGAUCUUAGCCCCAUUUCAAAUACAUGACUUAGGCCACUGUAAAUUAGAUAAUCCAUCACACUAGUAAUUACCUAGAGACAAGAAUUUGCUCUGCAGUAUGCUUGGAAUCCACAAUAUACAAUGUACUACAAUCCCAAUCUAAUUGCACAGUAUACAGCAAUGUAAUCAAGUACCUGGUUUGACAGAUAUUUUUCUUCUCGGUCAAAUGGUUGGUUAUUUGGCAGAAUUAAUGGACUCCUUGGGCUAUUUUGGAAAUACAAAAGACUACCACAAGAGUCAAAGCCUUGUCACGGUAAGUAAUCUGGGCUGAUUUCUACCAAGAAAAGGUACACUCAAAGAACAAUUACUGAAUGCAAUAGCUACAGCAAGCCUAAACCAAGAAGCAGUAAACUGGGAAAUGAAAAAAAUAAGUCAUACACAUAUGACAGGAAGGAAGUUUUGGUCCUGAGACUCCAAUAACAAUAUGUCUGAUCAUGAUACGCAAAGAACCAUUUGGAAGAUUUCUGGUCCAUAAAAGAAGUGCCAGAUGCAGUGGAUGUAACCAUACACAAUUUUCAUAGAACCAUCAAUGAAGAAAUAAUAUUUAACUGGUAGUAAAGGGGCAAUCACAACCAUGCUCACAAUUUUAGGAGAAAUUAAAGAAAGUUAAACCCCAAACUUGAGGCCAACAAAAAUGUGCAUUAUGUAGAGUAUAGGUUCUUGUGAGCAGUUAAUAACCUCACCAAGUAGAGUGUUCAAAAAGAAAUACUUGACCUGAGGUAAACAUUUAAAGAUGUAUUAUUGCAUUCACAAAGGCAAACUCAUCCAUGAGACCAAGUGAUAGAAGAUUAGAAAUUGAGGUUUUGCUUUAAAGGAAUGUUUGGCACCAUGCUGGAGAUGAUUAUCUAGCCCUUUAUGUCUUUGGCCUCUAUGUUUGGAUGCCAGAAUGCAAUAUGUGCCUUCUCUCUCAACACUGAGAACCACAGGUCACCUGCUACUCUCUUAUAAGUCAUUGAGUAGGCUGCCCAAGUACAAAUAAGGAAACUCAACAGAAUGUUUUCAUCUCAAGAACCAUUAGGAACAGAAAGGGAAAAAGAAGAUGGGGAAACCAAGUUUCUUACAAAGGAAAUUAGGUACUUUUAAAAAGGAAUCAUUUAGAGAAUGGAGAGAAAACUAAAACGAAACACAAGGCAAAACACACACACCUGACAAUUCUCCCAGGCAGGGGCUGGGAGGGGCUAAGUUCUGCCUGGCCUCCAGAGCCCUAGGGAAGAAAGGAGAACCGUUCAUGUGAAGAGCAUCCCAGAGUGAGCCUAGAGGGCUCAUCAUAUGAUAAUUCUAGAUAAUUCCACCUCACCAUUCCUUAAAAAUGAUGAAAUUCUGGACAGUGCUCUUUGGGUCUUCGGGAGCAAUGUGGGUGGGUCAUCAUGCUCACAUCUUCUCUGCUAAUAUGGAGAGACAGGGGAAAUUUACCAAGGAAUAUGAGUGCAUCAAUUAUCUUAAAAGUUUUUUAAGCACUAGCAUGACUUAAAAUCUGAAAAGGAUGACUUUGUGAUAUCUGGAAAGACAGUAACUUGUAUAAAAGGUAUGUCUUCAUCUUCAGUGGACUAUCUCCAAAUAGAACAAUGGCCUUUAGCAUGCACAACAACAGUAACAGAACUCAAAAACAUGAGCUAAAGCAACAAUGCCUGGUGCUUCAGUGUCAGCAAAGCCCAGAAAGGAGAUGAAAAUGCUGAGCUCCACAUAGAGGUGCUUCGGGCUUCAGAGGCUGGGCAGCGCUCGUCGGAGAUCUCCAUGGGUUAGGGGAGGAAUGAGUCAAGGAGGAUUUGGCUCAUCUGUGAAUUCAGGGAUACAAGUUCAACAACCGUUCUUGGCUCUUAACUUCCAGGACAGGAAAUUAGAGUGAAAACUGCAUGAUUCGUCUUGGUCACAAUCUAUUUUUUUUUCUCCUUAGGGAAUAUUAUGUCAAAAUCCAAAGUUGUUUUGUGCGUGUGUGCUUUAAACAUGUUCUACCCUGGUAAUUUCAUUGUGUCCUGAGUUCUGCAAUGGCUCAGAAGCUUCUUGCUCUUAUAGCCAGAGUGAUUUUGUUGUAUCUUCAGCCAUGUCCUCCAAACCUCUCAGUGUAUGCAGUUAUCUUUGACGAACGGGGUCUGAUCAGUUUUUUAGGGCAUAUGAUGUCUGGGGCAAUAUGAGGAGAGGGUCCCCAAGGCACAGAACUGAGUCUCACCAUACAAGCCAUAUUAGCUCCCCGAGCUUCCCAGUAACCCUGUGCGUGCCCGUCUUUUGAGUUUAUGUUAAUUCUUCUCAGGAAGAAAUAGUAAGACUUUCAUGGCAGGAUGGUAUGUUUGGGACAGCUUUGUAAAUACAUACCUAAAAUUACCACCACCUGCCACUUUUUAAAUCAAAUUUUUUAAAACAAUCCUCUCCUAAAGGAACCAUGGGCGGGAAGGUUAAUGAAUUCUACAUUCUUCUCAUCACCUGGCUUAAAUUGUUUUUUUUUUUUGCCCUGAGUAAACAGUAAUUACCAUUUAAGUACAUCUCAGCAGAAUUUUAUCCCAACUGAAACAGUCCAUGUUGCUCCCCAUGUGAUCACUACGGGGGGAACAAUAGACAAGGGAAGGACUUUGCCUUUCUUACAACCCGCUUCUUAUGUAACGGCUAUUCUAUGUACACUUUUGUAAUUCAUGGAAUAUUAUUUCACGUUCUCUUUAACCUUGCAGUUUGCUUAUGCCAUGUCCUGACGUUAAAGUCAUUAAAUAGUUUUUUUCUCCUA